Messenger RNA from Rhododendron vialii, 1882 nucleotides. Its product is annotated as UDP-glucuronate 4-epimerase 1. The record is from RefSeq and is a predicted model, not a curated record. The transcript has a single exon. The coding region runs from base 279 to 1562 and encodes 427 amino acids. Lineage: Eukaryota; Viridiplantae; Streptophyta; Magnoliopsida; Ericales; Ericaceae.
CCCUCAACCGCGUUCACGCGUAGACUUUAUCGUUUCUUUGUGGGUUGGACCACUAUAUAUAACCCUUCAUUUCCCUCCCAUACCUCCAGCAGGUGCAGAGCCAUACACCUUCCAUAUUGUUCUCUGCAUCUGCUUCCAUUCAUCCCCCCCCUCUCUUCUCUCUCUCUCUCCUCCCCUAUCUCUCUGCCCCCAAACCCAAUCAAUCUCCAAGAAAACGGAAAACCAAGAAAAUAUACACCCAGAAAACUACCGUAACCUAAUUAAAUUAAUACAUUAUUAUGCCGUCAUUAGAGGAGGAAUUGUUCCCAUCGACGCCGGGCAAGGUCAAGAUCGAGAGGGCCCGGCAACUCCACAGAUGUUUCGCCUCGAUGAGCACGAUGUUCCUGUGGGCCCUCUUCUUGAUAGCCCUGACGGCGUCCUACCUGAGCUUCCAGAGCUUCGUCGACUCCGGUAGCCGGUACUUCUCCGCCUCCUGGGGCGGCAUCAACUGGGAGAAACAGGUGCGCAACUCCGCCCAGAUCCACCGCUCCGGUGGCCUCUCCGUCCUCGUCACCGGCGCGGCCGGCUUCGUCGGCACCCACGUGUCCCUGUCCUUGAAGAAACGCGGAGACGGCGUCGUCGGGUUGGACAACUUCAACAACUACUACGACCCCUCGUUGAAGAAAGCCCGUAGAGACCUCCUGAAGUCGCACAACGUUUUCAUCGUCGAGGGCGACAUUAACGACGCGCGUCUUUUGGCGAAGCUGUUCGACGUCGUGGCUUUCACCCACGUCAUGCACUUGGCUGCGCAGGCGGGCGUGCGAUACGCCAUGGAGAAUCCGCAAUCCUACGUUCACAGCAACAUCGCCGGGCUGGUCACGCUUCUGGAAACUUCCAAAUCGGCCGACCCGCAACCCGCUUUCGUAUGGGCGUCGUCCAGCUCGGUUUAUGGGUUGAACGACAAGACUCCCUUUUCCGAAUCGGACCGGACCGACCAACCCGCUUCCCUCUACGCGGCCACAAAAAAAGCCGGUGAGGAAAUCACACAUACUUACAACCACAUCUACGGAUUGUCGAUUACCGGGUUGAGAUUUUUCACAGUUUACGGCCCGUGGGGAAGGCCCGAUAUGGCGUACUUCUCGUUUACCCGGAAUAUUCUGCAGGGGAAGCCGAUAACGGUGUACCGGGGCAAGAACCGGGUUGACUUAGCCCGGGAUUUUACUUACAUUGAUGAUAUCGUGAAGGGGUGUGUCGGGUCGUUGGACACGGCGGGGAAGAGUACCGGGUCGGACGGGAAGAAACGGGGACCCGCCCCGUACCGGAUUUUCAACUUGGGCAACACGUCGCCCGUGACGGUGCCGACGUUGGUCAGCAUUCUGGAGAAGCAUUUGAAGAUGAAGGCGAAGAAGAACGUGGUGGAUAUGCCUGGAAACGGCGACGUACCGUAUACGCAUGCGAACAUAAGUUCGGCCCGGAGAGAACUCGGGUACAAGCCCACAACCGAUUUGCAAACCGGGUUGAAGAAGUUUGUUAGGUGGUAUCUGUCAUAUUACGGCUACAAUCACGGGAAGACUGUAAAUUAAUUUUACUUUUUUUUUUUUCAUAAUUAUUUUGUUUUCUUUGUUGGUUUAGAUUUUGUUGGAUUUUUUUCCCCUUUCUGGAAAGGGUAAAGAGAGUGGAAAUAGGAAGUCAAAUUAUGGAGAAAGAAAAAAAAAAGGAAAAAAAAAAACCGAGAAAAAGAAGCUAGCAGAUUCUUUGCUUGGGGAUGAGGUGUUUAAAUACUACUCCUACCCUUUAUCCUCUGUUAAGAGAUCUUUUCCCCCCCUUCUUUUCCAAAUUCUCGAUUUUACAUUGUUCCCUUGUCUCAUGGUGAUUCUAUUUGAACCCCAAGAUUUCCUUUCUA